Molecule: messenger RNA, 2999 nt
Organism: Hypomesus transpacificus
Lineage: Eukaryota; Metazoa; Chordata; Actinopteri; Osmeriformes; Osmeridae
Gene: znf384a
Product: zinc finger protein 384 a
Exons: 12
Coding region: 833-2614 (593 amino acids)
Biological process (GO): regulation of transcription by RNA polymerase II
Cellular component (GO): nucleus
Molecular function (GO): RNA polymerase II cis-regulatory region sequence-specific DNA binding; DNA-binding transcription factor activity, RNA polymerase II-specific
Source: RefSeq, a predicted model, not a curated record
AGCUUGGUAGCUACGUCCAGCUACUUUCACAGUUCCUUUAAUGUGUUGUUGACAGUUGUUGGUAAACAUCACUAUCAGCUGUGUUGUCUAUGGCAAGACUGGUAUGAAUGCGUUUUUAACGGUUUUGGCUAGGUUUCUAUAAACGUUCACAGCAGUGUGCUUUCCAUCAAAAUGGCUAUUAUGCAACCUUUGCUAGAAACUACCAUUGUACACCGAGCAUAAUUAAAUGCCAUACAACGUUACUCAACUGCUUGCAAUCUGUAAUGUAACGUUGCAUGUUUUCUGGAAUCUGCGUCGCACAUGUUUUUAAAGGCUAUUUAUGUCGUUUUCACUAGGCUAUGAGCACGUUACCAAUAAUGGCAGACAAUGUUGAGAGAGGGUCGGCUCAAUUGCAUGGAUAAGAUAGAAAACUAUCAUAACAGCUACAUUCAUCUAUAUCAGCUAAAGCCUAAGCGUGUAACAAAUGCCAUCUCAAUAACUUUGUGCAUGUGGGAAUAAUAAACUAAAAACCUGUACAAUGGAUCUCGCGCCAUUCCUUUAGUGGGCGUUCUAGAAGUCCAAGAUUGCCCACAUUCUAUCACAAUGAUAGCUUCUGCAUGUUUCCUUCAUCCUAGUGCGUUACACAAUCACAUACUAUGCUACGCCCCUACCACCACAGAGACAACAGACACGUAUAUGGCAAAAUGCAUGGUUGAUCUAAUCUACAAUGAAAGCUAGUCUAUUACCUAUAAUCUUGGGCUCUGUAACUGAAAGAUAUUGAGCUGUUGAUCCAAGCUCAAGAGUGACUUUGUGUCGACGUCAAACCAGUUGAGAUCUCACCUGGGUACUGUCGAUGACAAAGAAGCCUGCCAAAUACUCUGAAAUAAUGGAAGAUUCCCAUUUCAACUCAUCAUACUUUUGGUCCCCCGUCCCUACAGUACAAGGACAGAUAGAGAACGCCAUGUUCCUGAACAAGAUGAAGGAUCAGUUGGGACCGGAGAAGGGCUCUCCCUCCUUCUCCCACUCCUCCUCGUCCUCGCACUACCCUGCCGCUGCACACACCGGCCCUCAGGGUUCCGUUACCAUGGAUGCGGGGGCGGGAGUCAGGGUGCCCAAACAAGAGGGGGGAGGUGGACCCUCAAUGGGGGGUGGCGGGGGACACCUGCAUCAGCCACACACCUCCCAGAACAUCACAGUGGUACCUGUCUCCUCCACUGGAAUCAUGACCGCAGCGGGGCUAGUGAUAACCACUCCCCAAGGCACACUGGUCACCCCUCCUGCCUCCACACAAUCUUUCGGAUCCGGACCCCACGCCACCACCAUGAUAGUGUCCGCACUGCACCCCACAAACACAGAGAGCAGCCAGCACUCUUCUCUCUACUACUACAGCCACAACAAGAAGGAUGACGUGGUUAUCCCCCAGGUUGUCAUGCCGACCCCAGGGAAGCGGGGCAGGAAGAAGAAGUCUAUGAUGCCCCGCGUGGGGGCUGCCCUGCCACCAGGGAGCGACGCCUUGAUCCUGGCACACCUGGCAGCUGGCGGGCAGCACCACUCUGCCGACCCCUACGACCUGUCUAAUGACGAGGAUGACCACGGCAACAAAGAUGGGACCAAAUCUUACAGGUGUCGGAUGUGCGCGGUGACCUUCUUCAGCAAGUCGGACAUGCAGAUCCACGCCAAGUCGCACACAGAGGCCAAGCCCCACAAGUGCCCGCACUGCUCCAAGUCCUUCGCCAACUCCAGCUACCUGGCCCAGCACAUCCGCAUCCACAGCGGAGCCAAGCCCUACACCUGCUCCUACUGCCAGAAGACCUUCAGGCAGCUCAGUCAUCUACAGCAGCACACACGAAACCACACUGAAGGCAAGCCCCACAAGUGCCCCCACUGCUCCAAGUCCUUCGCCAACUCCAGCUACCUGGCCCAACACAUCCGUAUCCACAGCGGAGCCAAGCCCUACACCUGCUCCUACUGCCAGAAGACCUUCAGGCAGCUCAGUCAUCUACAGCAGCACCACAGGAUCCACACUGGUGACCGACCGUACAAGUGUGUCCACCCAGGCUGUGAGAAGGCUUUCACCCAGCUCUCCAACCUGCAGUCUCACCGCCGGCAGCACAACAAAGACAAGCCGUACAAGUGCCACAACUGUAACCGUGGUUACACAGACGCGGCCAGCCUUGAGGUGCACCUGUCCACUCACACGGUCAAACAUGCCAAGCUGUACUCCUGUGGCCUCUGCAACCGCUCCUAUACCUCGGAGACGUACCUGAUGAAGCACAUGAGGAAGCACAACCCAGACCCCCUGACAGUGGCGGCAGCCGUGGCGGCACAGCAGGCCCAGGGCCAAACCCCUGGAGGCGGGCGGGGCAGGGGCCGCGGCCGGGGUGGGGGCAGAGGCGGAGGAGGAGGCCACGGAGGGGUGAGUCAGGUGCCGAAUCAAGCCAACCCCAACCCACCUCCAGUCAGCUACCAACAGACAGAAGGCGUGUCGUGUCCGUUUGAUUUGCACCAGUACAAGACGGUGUCUGCGGGGGAGAUCCAGUACAAACCAGUUAGCGUGGCUGAGCUGGUGGCACACAAGGACCUCUGUCUCACUGUCUCCACCUCGGCCAUUCAGGUGGAGCACAUGAACUCCUAGAUGUUGAGGUGGAAGGUGGAAGGGUGGUAAGGUGGAUGGACAGACCGAAGAGGAGAGCAGGAGAGAGGGAUGAACAGAGCAGAUUGGAGGGGUGCAGGAGAAUGACAGAAUGAAGGAGAGGAGAGACAGAAAGGAUCACUGAGGUGGAUAGGACUAAAGUAAAUCCAAAAGCGACACUGCCUUGGAGAAGAUAAAUGGACAAUGGAGGUCCUAAUCAUGUAAUCAAGAUGAGCCAAACAAAGGGGGGGGGGGGGCAAAGAGACAAAGAAAAGGAUCAUGGGCUCUGGUUUAAUGUCCAGUAUUGAACGAAUGAGACAGACUGUUCUAGAAUGCACUAAAGGAAGCAGAGGGAAAGGAUUAGCUUAAUCAAAGGGGGAGGGAAAAC